AUGUGUUUCGUCUUCACCUGCGGAGAGCACACCUUUCGCAAGCAGGUCGAGGGCUACGAGAGCGUCACCUGCCAGUGCCACAACUGCCGCAACCACGUCAUCAAGAGCAACCCGUGGUUCACAUUCUGCUUCAUUCCUGUCCUCCCGCUCUCCUUCAAGGGCUACCAAGACGUCAUCUGCAACGUGUGCAACUUUGCGCAGCCCCUCGAGAACAGACCCGACGUGCUGAACAUGCGAGGCGGAGGCGGCCAGGUCCCGUUACAAAAUCAGCAAUAUCAGCCGCAUCACCAAGGCGGACCACCACCGGGCUGGGGAGGACCGCCACCGGGUCAGCAGCAGCAGCAGGGCAUGCGGUACGGCUAA
Molecule: messenger RNA, 363 nt
Organism: Microdochium trichocladiopsis
Lineage: Eukaryota; Fungi; Ascomycota; Sordariomycetes; Xylariales; Microdochiaceae
Exons: 2
Coding region: 1-363 (120 amino acids)
Source: RefSeq, a predicted model, not a curated record